UCCAAAUCAUCGUCCUCGGUUGGCUUGGGCUUUGGCUUGGCUGCUGCAAUUAUGGCUACUUGCAAAGAGUUCUUCAAGGACUCCCCGACAUCUGGCAUUGUCUUGGUCUGUCGCUUUCCAGUCCGAAGGAAUGCCUCGUACUUUUCUUUGCAGGCAGCUGCCUCAUCUUUGAACUCCUGUAUAACGCUGGCCGGGAAAAUGUCUUCUGGUAGGCCAAGCCGCUCGUGCAGUGGAAUUGUUUGCAGCGCCUCAACGAUUGUGUCGCAGUCGAUGGAGAGAAACUCGCUGAGCUCAGCUGGUUCGUCUUGCCAGUCCUGUUGCUCCUUGAAGCGAAAGUGUGCGCUCGCUCCAGCUGAUGCGCUCAGCAAGAGGUCAAAGUCCUCGCCGCGCUUCCUGUUGUACUCGGUUUCGACUUCGACGGGCUCGUCGUAUCGACUCCAAUUGCUGAUGUUUCAGCGCCUUUGGGGCAAGCAAAGCACGGCAGCCACGAUGUCGGCCGCAUCAAGUUUCAUCGAGCAAACGUUGGAAAAUAGUCCCGUUGUCAUAUUCUCGAAGAGUUAUUGUCCAUUUUGCAGAAAAGCAAAGCAAGUAUUUGAUGAACUACAUGUAUCUUACGUUGCUGUCGAGCUUGACGGUAGGGCAGAUGCCAGUGAGAUUCAGAAUGUUUUGCGACAAAUGACUGGCGCCAGCACGGUCCCAAGGGUGUUCGUGAAGAAGCAAUGCCUGGGUGGUUGUAGUGACUUGGAAGAAAUGUAUGGGAAGAACCAGUUGCAAACUCUACUCCGGUCAAAUGGAUUACUGUAGUGAUAUGGAAAUUGAGGAUAACAGUAUUUG
This is a messenger RNA of Dermacentor albipictus, 834 nucleotides long. RefSeq lists its product as uncharacterized. Lineage: Eukaryota; Metazoa; Arthropoda; Arachnida; Ixodida; Ixodidae. Gene Ontology annotation, biological process: cellular response to oxidative stress. Gene Ontology annotation, cellular component: cytoplasm. Gene Ontology annotation, molecular function: glutathione disulfide oxidoreductase activity. The record is from RefSeq and is a predicted model, not a curated record.